Molecule: messenger RNA, 435 nt
Organism: Oppiella nova
Lineage: Eukaryota; Metazoa; Arthropoda; Arachnida; Sarcoptiformes; Oppiidae
Source: the annotation of a GenBank genome assembly
AUGCACAACGUCAGCGUUAAUUUGGAAAGCCGUCGGGAAUGUAUACCACGAGCCGGAAAGGACACCCCUUAUUGUGUUUGCAACGCAACGGUUUGUGACGAUUUAGAGGCCGUAACCAAAGCCCCGAAGGGAACGGUAUUACUGUUUGAGACCAACAAACGCGGGGAACGACUCAAACAAUCGACGCUUAAAAUACAGUCCAAACAAAAUGUUGAUAGCGAGACCAACAACGAGACCAUUAUAUUGACUAUCGAUAAGACCGUAAAAUACCAGAAAAUUAUAGGCUUUGGGGGCGCCUUCACAGACGCCGCCGGAGUCAGCCUUAAUAGUCUGCCCAAACAAAUGGCCACAAAUAUAAUCCGGGACUAUUACUCUACAAAUGGCAUCGAGUAUAAUAUGGGUCGUGUGCCUAUAGGUGGCGCCGAUUUUUCCCCA